Molecule: messenger RNA, 1827 nt
Organism: Eimeria acervulina
Lineage: Eukaryota; Apicomplexa; Conoidasida; Eucoccidiorida; Eimeriidae
Product: glycerol-3-phosphate acyltransferase, putative
Exons: 3
Coding region: 1-1827 (608 amino acids)
Biological process (GO): phospholipid biosynthetic process
Cellular component (GO): endoplasmic reticulum membrane
Molecular function (GO): glycerone-phosphate O-acyltransferase activity; glycerol-3-phosphate O-acyltransferase activity
Source: RefSeq, a predicted model, not a curated record
AUGCUUGUCUCCUUCAUUCCUCGCCAAGUGCGCUUCUUAAUUGCAGCAAAGUCUCUAAAGAGACGGGUUGUAGGGUGUCUUGCGAGGUUAGCUGCAUGCAUCAGCGUGCGAAGAGGAGAAGAUGAAAGUAAGAAAGGGUCAGGAAAAAUACAAAUAUCUUCAAGACCUGCACACAAACAGCAGCAGCAGCAGCAGCAGCAACAGCAGCAGCAGCAGCAGCAGCAGGACAAGCAGCAAAAAGAACAAGACCUAGAUGAAGGAACUGAAGAUGGGCAUAAAAAUGAAACAACCAACGACAGCAGCAGCAGCAGCAACACCAGCAGCAGCAGCAACAACAGCAGCAACAACAACACCACCAACAACACUACCACUACCACUAGCAGCAGCAGCAGCAGCAGCAACAACAGCAGCAGCAACACCACCAGCAACAACACUACCACUACCACUAGCAGCAGCAGCAGCAGCAGCAGCAGCAGCGGUGGUGGUGGUUGGUUGAAUGUAGUUGUGCGUGGGAUCGGAUCCCGUUUUAAAAGCGAAGUAGCAGCAGGCGAUACUCUGCUGACAGCACAGGGGGCCCUUCAUGUUAAAGCAGUUAAUACAGAUACUGAGAUUGUUGCUGUAGCGGAUCCUCAGCCUGUCUCUUCCUUCGCGCUGCGCCGCUCUCAGACUAUUCCACCAGAAGCAGCAGCUACACCCGCUGCUGCUGCUGCUGCUGCUGCUGCUGCUGCUGCUUCGGCGGGGCCCGUUACACCAGCGCAGCACACGUGGACGCGGUGGUCUCAUACAGAGCACGAAGAAGCAAAAACACAGAGAGAAGAUGAACGCAUGCACCUGCUGCAGCAGCAGCAGCAGCAGCCGCAAGGGGAACAGCAGCAGCAGCAGCAGCAGCAGCAGCAGCAUGAUCAGGAGGAGGAAGAGACAAGAAGCAUCUCUUUCUCGUCUAUUGAAAGAGAUUUCGCAGGGUCUCUAAGGCGUGACUCUCUUUCGGGGGAUGUUGCUGCUGCUUCUGCUGCUGCUGACGCAGCAGAUGCAGCAGCAGCAGCGGAUCUUGCAGCAGAAGCUGCUGCACGUGUUGCGGCUUCUCUAGCAGCAGACGCUGCAGCAGCAGCGGCUGAAGCUUCUGCUGCAGCCGAUGCAGCUGCAGAGGCAGAGUUUGCUGCUGCUGCUGCUGCGCAGGCAGCCCUUAACUCAGGCGGGAGGACAAAGGAGCAGCAGCAGCAGCAGCAGCAGCAGCUGGAGACAUUGGAUCAGGAGACAGGCCUGAGGAAGCGUCUUUCUCAUCGCGUUUUGAGGGAAGCAGGGGCUAAUGAAGCAGCAGCAGCACAAUCAGCUGCAGCAGCAGCUGCAGCAGCAGCAGCAGCAAGAGCAGCAGCAAGACCUUCUCAUGGAUUCGCUGGAGGCGCUGCUGUAAGGUCUGGUUCUGCUGCUGUUGCGGCAGCAGCAGCUGCUGCAGCAGAAGCAGCACAAGCAGCACAAGCAGCAGAAGCUGCUGCUGCUGUUGCUUCUGCUGAAGCUGGAGACGAUACAGACGGCUUCGGCCCCGUAAUGGAAUACAAAAUAGCACCCCGCAUAGACCAGACGAAGGUGUAUGAGGCGGUUACUGCGAGUUUAGUAGAAGGAGACACCAUCGGCAUUUUCCCUGAGGGUGGAAGCCACGACCGUACGACGUUGAUGCCUUUAAAAGCAGGUGUAGCUAUAAUGGGUUUGUCAGCUAUGCAGCACGGCGCAGAAGAAGUGUUAAUCGUCCCCGUCGGCCUCACUUAUCAUAAUCCGCAUAAAAUGCAGUCCAGAGCCAGCGUACAUAUCGGAGACCCUGUGCCGGUAUAA